This is a messenger RNA of Cotesia congregata, 3165 nucleotides long. The record is from the annotation of a GenBank genome assembly. NCBI's taxonomy places the organism in Eukaryota, Metazoa, Arthropoda, Insecta, Hymenoptera, Braconidae.
GAUGAUACGUUGCUGGAUGAAGAUUUUGGAGAUGAAGAGUACGACCUUGGAAACGACGAAGAAGAGGCACUACUUGCUGAUGACUAUGAAGUUGAUAGGCAGCAGAAUAACUAUAAAGGAGAAGAGGAAACAGAUGAUGUACUGGACUUAGGAGUCACGGAUGCUCUCGACGAUUUAGAGGGCGAAGACGAAAAUGUUGAGUAUAGAAAUGAGACUGAUAGUCAUAAUCAAAGUCAUUGUUAUAAUCCUGAUAAUGCCAAUUGUCAUGGUACAUACUACGAGCAAGAGGAGCACGUUAAUUACAUUGAAGAGCCGAUUCACGAUCAAAGUAUGCAGCAAAAUCCAUCUCAAGUACCGAUGGGUGAUCUUCGAGAAAAAUUACUAAAGAAUAAUGUUAAUAGUAAUAUGCGUGUCGCCGGUAAUGGAGGUGUUCCGGGUGUGGAGGAGGAUGAGUGUGAAGAGGCAAGGGAACGAAGAAAUCGGUUUCAGCCAGAACGGACUAUUAUACCACCGAAGAUGAAUCACAACAUACCGGAUACUUUGGAGAAUGUCGUCACGAUGGAGCAUUCUAGGCCACCGGCUUAUCGCGGUCGUGGACGGGGUCGUGGAAUCAGAGGGAUGCGUGGAGGAAGAUUUCCUCCAGUAAAUUAUAAUCCAAGAUUUAGUACUCGAGGUCCAAUGUAUGAGAACCAAAAUCCACAAUUCAGGCCACCGAUAAUUGAAAAUAGACCUCCAAUGUAUCAAAAUGGGCCUCCGAUGAUGAAUCCUCCGAUGAUGAACCCCCAAAUGUAUCAUCCAGGUCAUCAACAACAGCCCCCAGCAGCGCCACCACCGCGAUUCCCACAGUACCCACAAAAUCAUCCUCCACAUAUGGGGCCACCAGCUGGUCAGCACUUUCCCGAACCAGCUGGAAUCCGACCAGCAUUUAAUCAAUUCCAAGGAAUGCCACCGGGCCCAAGAAUUCCAGGACCGAGAAUGGAUUAUCAUCCCAGACCACCGGGACCACGUUUCAACGGACCACCUAAUCAGCAGUUACCUUACAUGGCACAGUCGCCUCAUUAUCCAGGGCCACGACCACCUCUGGAAGGUCCACCUAUGCAUCAUCAUGAGCAGAUGCCUCCAGCUAAUCAUCCAGGAAUUCAUCAACAACGUCCGAUGGGACCGCCGAUGCAUCCAGGACAUCCGAUGCACCCACAGGACCGUCCUAAUGGAAUGAUGCAGCCUAAUUUCCCUCGACCACCAGGUCCUGCUCAUGGUCCACCGAUUCCGCAUCAUCCAGGUGUCCAGCCCAGUGGACAGAACUUUGAAAAUCGUCCACCGAUUCAAGAACCUCCAUUCGACGGAAGGAAUGUUUAUGAACCAAAACCAGGUUUUAACAAUCCACCAGGUGUUAAUCAAUAUAAUGCUGGUCCUGGUCCUGGUCCCGGUCCUGGUCCUGGUCCUGCUGGACAACCGCCUACGUUACCGGUUUUACCCAAUGUGCCUCUUCCACAAGGUCAUAAAAUUCUUAUUAAUCCUCAUUUUCGAGGCAAUCCACAGCCACCUCUUGAUGCAAUAAGAACUUGGGAUAACUCGCAAUCUCAAGCAUCCAGUGAUUCAUUUAGACAGCCAUCAAACCCUACUUAUCAGGAUUCUUAUAAUCAGGGAACUCAAGAUUAUAAAAAAAAUUAUUCACAAACUAAAAGUGAUGAUCCCUAUGCAUAUUUUUCGGAUGUUUGGCAAGAAAAUAAAUCAUCCAAAACAAAAAGUCUUAGUCCAUUAAAAUCUCUUAGUGAAAGUAAUUACUCAAGAGAUAGCAAUUAUAGAGAUUAUGACAACAAAUAUAAAUCUGAUAGCCGUGAUAAAUAUAAUGAGGAUUCAAGAUAUCGAGAACGUACCCCACCGCGUUCAAGAGAAUAUUCUCCAAAGCCUCGUUCUCAUAACUCCGAUUCAUACAACGAUCAUUCACGCAAGCCAAUUGACUCUAGUCGAACUCAAAGCCGGAUGCUUCAUAAACGGAGUCCUGAUCCCAGUGACAAGCCUAGCCGAGACAUAAGUCCUAAACGAUUUAAAACAGCAAGAAAUACAGGAGACAAUGAGUCAAGCCACUCUGAAAAAAAAUUACGGGAAGAAGACUUGGAUCCGGAAAUGCGAGAGUAUCGUCAAAAAAUGGAAGAGCAAAAACGAUUGAGGGAAAAAUUACUUCAGGAAAAAGAGAAUAGACGAAAAAAAGCAGCCAUGGAUAAAAUAGAUGAAACCAAAGAUCAACAAACUGCUGAUAAUGUACAAGAAAGCAAAUCUUCAGCUGCUCCAGUUAUAAAAAAAGAAGGUGUCACUGAAAAUCCAACUCAGUCAGUGAAAAGAAUUCGCACCACAGCUGGAAAUACUCAAGCGAUAGAGGGCGGAGAUAAAACUAACGUUCGGAUCAUUAGAACAGUUCAAGCAACAGAUAAAAAUCCGUCUGCAAAUAAAACUGAUAAUGAGACAACUGGAACUACGGAUGCUCAGAAAAAAGUUUUGAUACAGGCAAAUACUAGACGGGUUGUACUUCGAAAGCCGACGGCAAAUGCACAAAGAGUUGUAGUAGCGAUGCAGAAAAAUAAUUCCGCUGUUCCAAAAGCAGGAACUACACUAAAAACUGUUUCUCUGCAAAAAUCUGUCUCAAAUCCAACGCAAUCAACUGCUAUUGCAACUGAAAAAUCUGCUGCAACAAUUGAGAAGUCUACAACACCACCGAAAAAAGUUGUUGAUAAAUCAACGGCUGUUGCUAAAAAAUCUAUUGUCAGUAAUCAGAAAACAGUUGUCAAAGACGCUGCCGGCAGUGUUAGAAAAGUUAUUGUUAGCCCAGCUACAACAAAUGCUAAAAAAAUAACAGCUGGUUCACAAAAUAAUCAGAGAAUAGUACUUCAACCAAAUUCAAUAAAACUUACAACAGUUAUAAUUGAAAAUUUAGCUGCUAGUACUACUGAAGCACAAAUCCGACGUAUGUGUCAAGGAAUUGGAACUCUUGAAAAAAUAACGAUGGGCGAGGGUACUGCGACGAUAGUAUUUAAAACACAUUCAGCAGCGAUGGUAUUUCACAAAAAAUAUCAGCGCAAAAUGAUUGACUUGUCUAUGAUUAACGUGAGGUUGAUUUCUAAAACCACUGCUGCUAAUAAAUCAAUCAAAAAUGCAGUUAAAAAAUAG